This is a messenger RNA of Myotis brandtii (Brandt's bat), 2229 nucleotides long. Its product is annotated as disintegrin and metalloproteinase domain-containing protein 18-like. Gene Ontology annotation, biological process: cell adhesion; binding of sperm to zona pellucida; proteolysis. Gene Ontology annotation, cellular component: plasma membrane. The record is from RefSeq and is a predicted model, not a curated record. Lineage: Eukaryota; Metazoa; Chordata; Mammalia; Chiroptera; Vespertilionidae. The transcript is spliced from 20 exons. The coding region runs from base 1 to 2229 and encodes 742 amino acids. Gene Ontology annotation, molecular function: metalloendopeptidase activity.
AUGCCUGUAGGAAGCAAAGAAGACUCUGAAACAUCACAUCUGCAAAUUACAGUGCCACAGAAGCUCGGAACCACCACCAACGAUAUCGAUGUUUCAGAAACACAAGUCAUUUAUGCCAUCCAGAUUAACAGGAAAACAUUCUCUCUCCAUCUUAAAAAACAGUCAUUUUUACAUCCUCAUUUCCUGGUAUAUUCAUACAAUAAGUCAGGAAAGUUGUAUCCAGAUUCUUCAUUUGAAAAGGGGCAUUGCUUUUAUCAAGGAUAUGCUGCAGAGAUUCCAUUUUCAGUGGUGACACUUAGCACCUGUUCUGGACUCAGGGGAUUAUUGCAGUUCGAGAAUAUCAGUUAUGGAAUUGAACCAUUGGAAUCCUCAGCUAAGUAUGAGCAUAUGCUUUAUCAAAUAAAGAAUAAAGCUGAUUUUCUCCCCUUACAAGACAAUUAUCCUAUGAUCCAUUUGGGAGAUGAGGCGUACAGGAUUCUGGGGAAGUCAGAAAAAAAGUCAGAUGCUGUACUAUUGAAAAGAACUCUGAAAAUACAAAUCAUUAUGGAUAAAGCCUUGUAUGGUUAUAUGGGCUCUGAAGUGGCCGUUGCAACUGAGAAAAUUGUCCAUAUCUUUGGUCUUGUCAACACUAUGUUUUCCCAGCUGAAACUGACUGUUAUGUUAACAUCUUUGGAGAUCUGGUCAGAUCAAAAUAAGAUUUUAUGUACUGGGGAUGCUAAUGAACUACUACAAAGAUUUGUGUCAUGGAAAGGAAGAAAUUUGUUUCAUAGGUCCCACGAUAUGGCAUUCUUGUUGAUUUAUAGGGAUUAUCCUAAUUACAUGGGAGCAACAUAUCAUGGAAGGACAUGCGAUCGAAGACUUGCUGUAGCAAUUGCUCUGUAUCCAAAGAGGAUGUCUUUAGAGGCAUUUUCAGUAGUUAUUGCACAGCUGCUUGGAGUUAAUCUGGGAUUAAGCUAUGAUGACAUCUAUAAUUGUAACUGUCCAGGAGCUACAUGCAUUAUGAAUCCUCAAGCAAUACGUUCCCGUGGUGUAAAGUCUUUUAGCAGUUGCAGUGUGAAUGAAUAUAAAGGUGUAGUUUCACAGCCUGGAUUUGAAUGUCUUCAAAAUCAAACCAUUUCAAAAGUGGUUGUCCAAGGAAGACUAGAAGCAAGCUGUGGUAAUAAACGUUUGGACACUGGAGAGGAGUGUGAUUGUGGCCCUCCAGAGAACUGUAGUUUUGCAAAAUGCUGUAAUCCUAACACUUGUAAACUGAUUGGAGAUGCAAAAUGUGGCACUGGAAUAUGCUGUAAUAAAAAAACUUGUCAGGUGAUAGAAAGAGGACAUAUAUGUCGGAAAGGCAUAGAUCCAUGUGAUUUUCCUGAAUUUUGUAAUGGAAUUUAUGAGAAUUGUCCGUUGGAUGUAAAAUCUGCUGAUUUAGAACCAUGCAAUAACUUUACCGCCUUUUGCUAUAAAGGAAUAUGCCGAGAACCGACUAAACAGUGUGCAGAGUUAUUUGGAAAAUUUGCUAAAGGUGCUGCGUAUGUAUGUGUAGAAGAAGUGAAUUAUCUCGCAGAUGGAUUUGGAAUCUGUCUUCACAACAAACGAUGUCAUUUUCAGGAUACCUUUUGUGCAAAGUUAGUUUGUCAAUGGACAAACUCACGGGUAAUAUCAUGGAGUCCAUUUGAUAUUCAAUAUACUUACCUUAGAGGCUAUAUAUGUAUGUCAGCAAAACUGAGAGAUCCUUUAUCAGUGGGAGAAGUGGAUGUAACCCGCGUAGCUGAUGGCACUGUAUGUGGUGAAGAUAGGGUUUGUCUGAAUGGAUCUUGUCAACCUGUGGGAACCCACAAAGAUGGUCGACUCUGUAAUGCCACAAUAAUUUGCAGUGGAAAUGGGGUUUGCAAUAGUGAAUAUACUUGUCAAUGUUUUCGUGGAUUUGCUCCUCCAAAUUGUAGAGAAUAUCCAACAUCACCAGGAGGAAGUCUCUAUGACGGGUUUUGGGUAUUCAAUGCUGACAAAAAAGUUGCAUACAUGCCUACAACAUAUCAUCGUUCUGGUCUUCAAAAAGGUGUCCUCUUGUUCAGUGUCUGCCUUUUCCUAUCUUUCCUUAUUUUAAUCGCCAUCAUUGCUCUUACAUGGAAUAAAAUGAAAUUUUGGAAAAGAGAGGGAACACUAAGUGAAGGAACUACUAGUAUGUUAGAAGACAGCAGUGCUGAUAGCAGCAGGACAUACACAGAGUUAAAGGUGAAAUGA